AUGACUUUUCUUGUUGGAAAGCCGCUGACUAUGGCCAUUACGGCCACUGCUGGCAGUGGCUUCCUUCUUUUCGGUUAUGACCAAGGUGUCAUGUCAGGUCUCUUGUCGGGAGAUGCCUUCGUUCACACCUUUCCCGAGAUUGACACCACCACUGGUGGCAAUGGUAGCUCGACUUUGCAAGGAACUGUUGUCGCCAUCUAUGAGAUUGGUUGUUUCCUGGGUGCCAUUAUGGCCCUUGUUUGGGGUGAGAAGGUUGGACGUCGCAUGUGUAUCCUGGCUGGCUGUGUCAUCCUCUCAAUCGGUGCUGCCCUACAGGCCACUGCUUACGGUAUCCCCCAUAUGAUCGUGGGUCGAAUUGUGGCAGGUGUUGGAAACGGACUCAACACUAGUACUAUCCCGGUUUGGCAUUCCGAACUGAGUAAGCCUGAGAGCCGAGGAAAAGGGCUUGCUAUUGAAUUGUGUAUCAAUAUUUUCGGUGUUAUGACUGCGUACUGGGUCGACUAUGGUAUGAGCUACGUCAAGAACGACGCACAAUUUCGAUUCCCCCUUGCCCUUCAGAUUCUCUUCGCCAUCCUCACUUUCAUUGGCAUCCUUGCCUUGCCCGAGUCACCUCGUUGGCUUAUUGCCCACGGCCGAGAAAGCGAUGCCCGUCGUAUCAUUUGGUCUCUCCAACCCAAUGCCCACAGCAUCGGUGAGGACGAUGCAGUCGUUAACCAGGAUGUCGCCGAAAUCACACAAGCUAUUAGAGAGGAACAAUCCGCUACAGAAGAGAGCUCUUUCAUGAUGGUGUUCAAGAACGGUCCUCAGAAGUUUCUGUACCGGACACUGCUUGGUAUGGGCGGUCAGAUGAUGCAACAGUUAUCUGGUGUGAACCUGAUCACAUAUUACAAUACCGUUAUCUUCGAAAAGUCCGUCGGCAUGACGCACAACUUGGCGCUGUUGUUGGCAGGUUUCAAUGGUGUGGCGUACUUUGUGUCCACCUUGGUCCCUAUCUGGACUAUUGAUCGGCUCGGUCGACGGAAGCUGAUGCUUUUCGCUGUGGUUGGACAAGGCGCGUGCAUGGCUAUUCUGGCCGGCACAGUGGCGGAUGGUGGCCAUGCCGCAGGUCUGGUAGCCACCGUGAUGCUGUUCCUCUUCAACUUCUUCUUUGGAGUGGGAUUGCUUGCCAUUCCAUGGCUGUUGCCUGCGGAAUACUCCCCGUUGGCCACUCGUACCCGAUCAGCAGCAUUGGCGACGGCAACCAACUGGAUCUUCACCUUCUUGGUAGUGGAAAUCACUCCGGUCAGCAUUGACAACGUUGGGUAUCGCACGUAUAUCUACUUUGCCGUGUUCAACUUCUGCUUCAUCCCCCUGAUUUACUUCUUCUACCCUGAGACGCGCAACCUCACUCUGGAACAAAUCGACCACUUGUUCACUGGCGAGAAAGUGAAGCUUCACUGGCACCCAUCGAUGGGAACUGCCGGCGAUGCCGAGCGUCGUCUGGGAGAGAAGGACCCAGAACUUGCCGGUGUCCAACACGUUGAAUAG
Molecule: messenger RNA, 1527 nt
Organism: Aspergillus bombycis
Lineage: Eukaryota; Fungi; Ascomycota; Eurotiomycetes; Eurotiales; Aspergillaceae
Product: sugar transporter
Exons: 13
Coding region: 1-1527 (508 amino acids)
Biological process (GO): transmembrane transport; carbohydrate transport
Cellular component (GO): membrane
Molecular function (GO): carbohydrate:proton symporter activity
Source: RefSeq, a predicted model, not a curated record